Helianthus annuus (common sunflower) is the source of this 810-nucleotide messenger RNA. Its product is annotated as extensin-like. NCBI's taxonomy places the organism in Eukaryota, Viridiplantae, Streptophyta, Magnoliopsida, Asterales, Asteraceae. Bases 1 to 810 code for a protein of 269 amino acids. The record is from RefSeq and is a predicted model, not a curated record. The transcript has a single exon.
AUGGGUUUUAACCCACUUGGACCAGAAGACCAUUUUCCUGGUGGCUAUCCAAUGGAUAUCGAUGAAGAUACCGAUCCCUCAAUGCCACCAUCUGGAACUCCGAACCACCCUAUCGAGAUUUCUGAUGGGUCACCUUUUGUGGGAUCACCAUACAAUGGUCCCGACAGCUUUGAGGAGAGAUUCAGGCAGCAUGACUGGGUAUUUACCCCUAGUUACCAUAACUCUCCCCUGCACCAGCCGCAUCACAGCUCUCCCUUGCACUCCCAGCAGCAGCCUCAGCAGCAGCAGAAUCCUUCUGAGGAUUCCCGAUUUGUCGCGGUCACUCCACCGCCGACACCACCUCCGGUUCUGCCUCCCCCGCCUCCAAGGCGAAGAGGAAGGAACGCACGGAUUUCUGCACGAGGAGGAGUACGCAUCGGCACCCCUCCACAUUCAGGUAGCAGCCGAUACUCGCCACUUCACGAAGAGCCAGAGAUGGGAGAAUCUUCACAUCCCGUCUCAGAAGUAACCUCUGCGCCAAUCGCGCCACCACCACCACAGAAUUUUGGAGACCCAAUCCCUGCUUAUGCUAGCGCGGCAGCAUUCAAUCCCUUCGAGCAGAUUUACCCUCCAGGUUAUGACUAUACAGGGGAUCCCUACUGGAUAGCUUCGAACUACAACUCUCUCCAUCCGGAAGGUCCUUUUGGAGGUACCUGGGCUACGGGACAAUCGACUUAUAGAUACCCCUCGCAUGGAUAUCAGCAGCCGCAGCCUCCUCAACCACCGCAAUAUCCACUACCACCGCAGGCACCGAUGAUGUCGCCGCCUUAA